CCAACCCGACACGACGUACACGCCUCCUCUCCGACCUCCCGUGCUGCUCCGCAUCAGCAACAACCCCUCUUAAACCCCGGCUUUCAAUCGCGGAGCGAGGCGCUCGCCGGCAGGUCGUCCAUGGGAGAGGCCGUCACCGCGGCGGAGCUUCUGUACGGCAUGCCGCUGCUUCGGUCUGUCACCGGCGGCGACGGGGGCGGCGGCGGCAGAGGCGCGGACCCCGGCGGCUGCGGCGUGCUGCUCGCGGAGCUCAAGCAACUGUGGGGGGAGAUCGGGAAGAGCCGGGAGGAGCGGGAGCGGAUGGUGCGGGACCUGGAGGCCGAGUGCAUGCGCGUGUACCGCCGCAAGGUCGACGAGGCCACCGGCGAGCGGGCGCUGCUGCACCAGUCGCUCGCCGCCGGGGAGGCCGAGAUCGCAGCGCUCACCGCCGCGCUCGGCGCCGACAACAGCCCGCAGCUCAAGGUAAACAAAUGGACCAUGUCGUUGACCGAGCGGGUGUCGUCAGCGACGUCCCUGCUGGAAGAACUGAGGGCGAUAAAAGCAGAACGGAGCAGGCAGUUCGCUGACAUCAGUUGGGAAAUCGAGAAGAUCGCUGCUGAAAUUGCAGGGAGGAGCUACGGCUACGAGGGCUCCCCCAGGGCCAGCGAGGUGGAGGAGCAUGACCUGACGAUCAGGAGGAUGAACGAGUACAAGGCACGCCUGACGAGUCUCCAGAAAGAGAAGUCCGAUCGGCUCCACAAGGUUCUGGAACACGUCACCGAGGUGCACUCGCUGUGCGACAUGCUCGGCGAGGACUUCAUCGCCCUCGUGAACGAGGUGCACCCGGGCCUGCACGAGACGGCCGACCCCGGCAAGCCCACCAGCAUCAGCGACAGCACGCUGGGCAGCCUCGCCCAGGUCGUGGCGAUGCUCACUUCCGAGAAGGCCAAGCGCGCGGCCAUGCUGCGAGAGGCCGUGGCGCCGCUGGUGGAGCUGUGGGAGCUGAUGGACUCGCCGGAGGAGGAGCGGCGGGGUUUCAGGAAGGUGACGGCCGUUCUGAACCCUGAAAAGGAGUCCCUGUCAUCCGGUGUCCUGUCAGUAGCAACCAUAAAGAAGACGGAAGAGGAGGUGGAGAGGCUGACGCGGCUCAAGGCCGGCCGGAUGAAGGAGCUCGUGCUCAAGAGGCGGCUGGAGCUGGAGAACAUCUGCAGGAACAUGCACGUGGAGCCCGAUGCAAGCACCGUGCCGGAGAAAUCCAUUGCGUUGAUCGAUUCCGGCCUCGUGAACCCUUCCGAGCUCAUGGCCAACAUCGACGAACAGAUCGCGAGAGCCAGGGAAGAGCUGCAGUCCAGGAAAGACAUCAUGGACAGGAUAAACAAGUGGCUGUUGGCUUGCGAGGAGGAGCAAUGGCUCGAGGAGUACAAUCAGGAUGAGAACAGGUUCAGUACUGGCAGAAUCGCACGCCUGAACCUGAAACGCGCCGAGAAAGCAAGGCUCAUCAUCACCAAGAUCCCAGCCAUCGUUGACAACCUGAUGAGCCGAACACUCGCGUGGGAGAGCGAGAGGAAGAAGCCGUUCCUGUACGACGGGGCUCGCUUGGUGGCCGUCCUGGAGGAGCACAAGCAAGCCAGGCUGAGGCAGGAGGAGGAGAGGAGGCGGCUCAGGGAGCAGAAGAAGCUGCGCACCCUGCUGAGCGAGAAGGAGGCGAUGCCGCACCUGAAGCGGCCCGGCAGCAGCUUCGGCCGCGCCGCCGAGCCCUGCGCCGUGAACCGGAAGCGGGUCGACGCGGGCAGGCACGCGUCCUCCGCGCCGUCCGUGCGCAGCGGCGCGUCGUCCAGCGGCAGCAGCGGUGGCGCUGCGAGCGCAGCCGAGCUCCUGAGGCCCCGGUCCUCGGCGGCGGGGGCGGGAGCCGGGCACUGCGGCGAGUUCUUCAAGGGCGCGAGGCGGCUCUCGGGGCCGCCGUUCAACUACGUCGCCGUGGCCAAGGGCGGCGGCAGCAUGUCCUCGUCGCUGGCGCUGUCUUGAAGACUUGAACUGAUCACGGGUCGAAAACGAGUACAAGUAGGCAGUAGCAAAUGUGUCGUGCAGAUACCAAUACUACUUGUAACAAUAACAGUGUUACACACAGAGUUUUCUUUUUUGGAAGGGCUGGUAGCCUAUCACUCAUGCUGGCAAAAUUGAUUGCUAUUUUACAUUUGACUUGUUGCAUUCGU
Molecule: messenger RNA, 2192 nt
Organism: Setaria italica (foxtail millet)
Lineage: Eukaryota; Viridiplantae; Streptophyta; Magnoliopsida; Poales; Poaceae
Product: 65-kDa microtubule-associated protein 6
Exons: 10
Coding region: 121-2004 (627 amino acids)
Biological process (GO): microtubule cytoskeleton organization
Cellular component (GO): spindle; cytoplasm
Molecular function (GO): microtubule binding
Source: RefSeq, a predicted model, not a curated record